AUGACCGACCUCACCCGAUACGACGUUCAGUCCGCCUCGGAUCCUAAGAAGACCUUCAAGACAAUCAACAAGAAGUGGGAAGAACAUCUCAAGAAGAAGGCAGAAGAGCGAUUGGCGGAAGAGAAUAACAAUGCGCAUGGCGAACCCGUGUGGCUGCCGCUCUGGGCCUUCAAAGGCGAGCUGCGGCACUGGCUGCUGCUCACGCACCGCUACAAGUAUGAAUUGAGGAGGAAGCGACGGCCCAAUCCGAUAUCUGAAGAAGAAGUCGGUAACGAUCGACCUUCUGCUAUGGAAGAGACAACAGAGACCGACGGCCUUGUCGAACCUAUCGAAGAUGUAACCAAUACAUCGGGUUUCGGCAAGUUCUACGAAGCCGCCACCCGCCAGUACUCGAACUACGCAUCAGACAUGGAGCAGCGGGAUGAAUCGAUUGGAACUCGGGCAAAACCUGAAGUCCGAACCAAAGGCGGCCUCGUCAUCGUGGUGCUCAUCGGGUGGACGAACAAGACAAAGGACCAAGUUGACGAGGCAUUCCGGCAGGUCGAGAGGGAUUUUGGAGAUUACCAUCUAACACGCAACAACUGCCAGCACUUUGUGCGGAACCUAGCCGACCUUAUCGUCACGAAGCCAUCGCAGGAUUGGGAUUGGUUUCGGAAGAUGUCCUUCAAACAUCACGAGGAGUACGUGGGCCCGCAAACUUUGGGAACCCCUGGAGGGCUUUCUCGGUUGUUGUCGGAUAAGCUGGAAGCUUUGAGGGACAGCGGGACAAUUACUGACCAUGUUGCCUUGAGGGUACUGGACGGCCACAUUGAAGCACUCAAGCUGUACCUGAUGACUUUGCGGCUGGAAGUCAGUAAUGUUUGCAUUGCCAACGCAUGGAGAGGAGGACAAAUUGUUGCUGCGGACCAAGCUUUGCUCAUGACCUAA
Messenger RNA from Colletotrichum aenigma, 927 nucleotides. RefSeq lists its product as uncharacterized. The transcript has a single exon. Bases 1 to 927 code for a protein of 308 amino acids. NCBI's taxonomy places the organism in Eukaryota, Fungi, Ascomycota, Sordariomycetes, Glomerellales, Glomerellaceae. The record is from RefSeq and is a predicted model, not a curated record. Gene Ontology annotation, molecular function: peptidase activity.